This is a messenger RNA of Bufo gargarizans (Asiatic toad), 1233 nucleotides long. Its product is annotated as ficolin-1-B-like. The coding region runs from base 195 to 926 and encodes 243 amino acids. The transcript has 9 exons. The record is from RefSeq and is a predicted model, not a curated record. NCBI's taxonomy places the organism in Eukaryota, Metazoa, Chordata, Amphibia, Anura, Bufonidae.
GAACGUUAUAAGUUCUGCUAUACCAGGAGGUAAAACCAGCGAUCAGAGAAGAAGCCAUGAUCUUCUCACCACAAACCAUACUGGGCCUCCUCCUUGGCACAAUCUUGCUCUGCAGCCAGGCAGAAGACACCUGUCCAGUUGUACCUAGGGGGUUUUAACCCAUUUGUGACCGUGCUGCCUAAGGACUACAGGAAAUGAAAAUUUCAGUAGUAAAAUGGAUCGGUGUUGAUGAAUCAGGCAAACUGGCUAUUCUAAGAGGAUGCCCAGGGAUCCCAGGACACCCGGGACUGCAGGGACCUCCAGGACCCCAGGGAUAUAAAGGUGAUCAGGGAUUUCCUGGCCAAAUAGGAAAACUGGGACCAACUGGAGAGAAAGGAGGCACAGGAGAAAAAGGUGACCCAUACACUCCGAUUGAUCCAGCUGCAAAGAACUGCAAGGAGCUGAGGGACCACGGCGUGGUUCUUGAUGGCUGGUACACAAUAUACCCAGACGGCAUGCAGCCUCUGAUGGUGCUAUGUGACAUGACUACGGAUGGAGGAGGAUGGAUAGUGUUUCAGAGACGUGUGGACGGUUCGGUAGACUUUAACCAAGACUGGGAGACCUACAAAAGAGGGUUUGGAAAUCAUCUCGGUGAAUUCUGGUUGGGUAAUGAGAAUAUUCACCGGCUUACAUCCAGAGGUAAAUUUAAUCUCCGUGUGGAUUUAGAAGAUUUUGACAAUAAGCGAACCUACGCCAUAUACAGGGAUUUUAGACUUAGCGGAGAAAAGUGGUCCUACACUUUGUACAUCGGUAAAUUCGUUGAAGGCACCGCAGGCAACUCCCUGGUUCAUAGUGCUAGCGAACCAUUCAGCACGCACGAUAAAGACAACGAUAAACUUGCCCAAGCUCACUGUGCAAAAAAGUAUCAGGGCGGCUGGUGGGACUGACUGCGGUGGAUCCAAUUUGAACGGCUUGUACCUGCGGGGAGAACAUGGGCCUGAAAAGGACGGACACGCUGGUGUUACCUGGAGGACGUUCAGAGGGGAUCAUUACUCGUUAAAAAUGACAGAAAUGAAAUUUCGUCCUAGAGAUUAACAAAUAUGAAACAGAUGUGCGGUAUCUUAUGCUGUUGUGGACACAUUUACAAUAAAUAUGCAAAACAUAGAAGACUUGGUCUGAUGGUGGUACUGUAUAUAUCACCUACCAGACACCAGCGCCUGUAAUACAUCAAUAGGGAGGAGCGUCAGAGCCUUA